Messenger RNA from Rhizopus microsporus ATCC 52813, 671 nucleotides. RefSeq lists its product as uncharacterized. NCBI's taxonomy places the organism in Eukaryota, Fungi, Mucoromycota, Mucoromycetes, Mucorales, Rhizopodaceae. The record is from RefSeq and is a predicted model, not a curated record. Bases 114 to 671 code for a protein of 185 amino acids. The transcript has 3 exons.
GCAGAUUCGAUAAUUAUCGACAACACUAUUUGCCACCUUCUAAUUGGGAUAGAUUACAGCCUCCUUCAACAGAAACAAUUUAUAACAGGAAUACGGGGUUCAAUACGUCAAGCAUGCUCUCCACAUCCUCAGAUAACAAUAACAACAACAAUAAUUUAUUCCUCACUCAGUUGGAUUAUAGUAAUAAGACAGGCGCUUCAAAGUUGCCUCUUGUCUCUGGUGAUUUUACUAGCUAUACUAAUCCAGCUUACUAUUCUAAGCAAUCAAAACAAGGUCAGCCGCAGCAAUCAGAGAAUAACAAGUUGUAUGAAGAGUUAAUGGCUAGCACAAUAAAACAAGACUUUAGCGCACUUUCUCCUAAUUAUUCCAAGGCAUCGAAUGAAACAGGAAAACCGCUAACCUAUCUCUCAGCAUUUCAUUCACCCUAUUCCCGAUCCAAUGCAGAAUAUGACCCAUCUUCGUCUACUGCCUUGAUGACUCCUUCUUUUGAUUCUUCUCGCAGGCAGAGUAUAGCUAAAACCAAUCAAAAGCCAAUGGUCGCUCGUCAUCAUCCUUAUAUGCCAGUCAACAAGAACAUGCAACAUUUUCAGCAACUGAACUACAAGGAAGAGGAAUACGAAAAAAAGGGCGAAACCAUAUCCACAGAAUUUAAUAAUAAACAUCCAUGGUAA